UCAAUUCCCUCCAGACAGUUGCCAAUAUUCACUCAUAAAGUCAGGACGUACCGAGUUCUGCUAUAUUACCACGGAAAAUGAGAUUACACUUGCUUUGUUUACUGGGGCUGCUCAGCCUCACCGAUUUGACCCGCGCAGCCAGUAAUCUGGUCUGUUACUAUGACUCGGCCUCGUAUCUGCGUCAGGGUCUGGGUAAGCUAGUGCCCAAUGAUCUGGAGCUGGCCCUGCAGUUCUGCACUCAUCUGGUUUAUGGCUAUGCGGGUCUCAAACCCGGAACCAAUGAGCUCUUCAGCCUCAAUGUGGACCUGGACAUGUUCCAUUACAAGGACAUAACGAAUCUUCAUGCAAGAUUCCCCCAACUGAAGAUUCUCCUGAGUGUUGGCGGUGAUCAUGAUGUGGACACGGCUCAUCCUAACAAAUAUGUGGAACUACUGGAAGCGAAUCGCACCACCCAGCAGAACUUCAUAGACAGCAGCAUGAUUUUGCUGAAACGGAAUGGCUUUGAUGGCCUAGAUCUGGCCUUCCAGCUGCCACGGAAUAAAGCAAGGAAGGUGCACGGAUCCAUUGGCGGCUACUGGAAGCAGUUCAAGAAGCUCUUCACCGGAGAUUUUAUCGUGGAUCCUCAAGCGGAGCAGCACAAGUCACAGUUUACCGAUUUGGUGGAGAAUCUGCACAAUGCAUUUAGCCAUGCCAAUCUGAUGUUAACACUGACUGUUUUACCAAACGUGAAUGCCACUUGGUACUUUGAUGUACCGAAGCUGCAUCCCAAGCUGAAUUACAUCAAUCUGGCCGCCUUCGACUUCCUCACGCCUGUUCGUAAUCCGGAAGAGGCUGACUAUACCGCACCCAUCUUCCAGCCAGAGGAACAGAAUCGCUUGCCCCAUUUGAAUGUCGAGUUUCAGGUCAACUAUUGGCUGCAAAAUCAUUGUCCUGCCCAAAAACUGCACCUGGGAAUCGCCAGCUAUGGUCGUGCCUGGCAACUAACCAAAAACUCCGGCCUCAGUGGACUUCCUGUGGUGCCUGAAACCUAUGGACCAGCACCUGGUGGCCUACAAAUUGGCAGUGCCGAGGGUUUGCUCAGUUGGCCAGAGAUUUGCUCGAAGCUGGCGCAGAACUCAACGGCUGUGUAUAGGGGAGCCACGGCACCCUUACGCAAAGUAACAGAUCUGACCCAGAAAUACGGGAACUACGCUCUACGGCCGGCCGAUGAGAAUGGAGACCAUGGCCUGUGGCUAAGCUACGAUGAUCCAGAUUUUGCGGGCAUUAAGGCGGUGUAUGCCAAAAACAGGGGACUCGGCGGCAUGGCAGUGUUCGAUUUGGGCUGCGACGACUUUCGAGGCCUCUGCACAGGCCAGAAGUUUCCAAUAAUACGUUCUAUUAAAUAUUUCAUGGGUUGAAGGGGUAUUGCCAAUCCAGUUGUACAUAGAAUUCUAAGUGUGAUGGCAAAAUAAAUUUGU
Drosophila subobscura is the source of this 1457-nucleotide messenger RNA. It is a transcript of the gene Idgf1, whose product is annotated as chitinase-like protein Idgf1. The record is from RefSeq and is a predicted model, not a curated record. Gene Ontology annotation, biological process: chitin catabolic process; carbohydrate metabolic process. Gene Ontology annotation, molecular function: chitin binding. The transcript is spliced from 2 exons. Bases 78 to 1397 code for a protein of 439 amino acids. Lineage: Eukaryota; Metazoa; Arthropoda; Insecta; Diptera; Drosophilidae. Gene Ontology annotation, cellular component: extracellular region.